ACAGUCUGAAUGAUCUGAUUGUUCCUUACACGUGCAGCCUACGUGUUCUGCAUUGGCAGGCGUGACGCAUUGUGACCGAUAUUCUGAUAGUAUCGCAUAUAAACCACAAUGUCUUGAUGUUAGAGACGAUAUUCAGUACUAGAUCGUGUUCAGCGUUGAUCCCCAUCAUGCAGAAGAUUCCUCUUUUCGUGCUCCUCUGUCUCUGUGGACUUCUUUGCGUAUCGGGAGCCAUACUCAGAUGCCCAGCCGUGUGUGCCAUCUAUUGUCCGAAUGGAAACGUUCUGGACCAUCGUGGAUGCCCCACCUGCAGGUGUCGAACAGAACCCCGACCCACAUGCGGACCAGUGUGUCUCAUCUAUUGUCCGAAUGGAAACGUUCUGGACCAUCGUGGAUGCCCCACCUGCAGGUGUCGACCAGAUCCCCCACCCACAUGCGGACCAGUGUGUGCCAUCUAUUGUCCGAAUGGAAACGUUCUGGACCAUCGUGGAUGCCCCACCUGCAGGUGUCGACCAGGUCCCAUCUACGCAUAACCAGGGUUCCAGUGCAAACUGUGCAGCCGGGACGGAUUUGCCAGAGAUCAAUGUGGAUGUCCUGUGCGCGCGCUUUGAAUCGCCCUUCUUCUGUGUAAACCAAUUCAUUGAAUAUGACGAUAUGAAAUUAUUUCGUCACAUUCCCAGUUUAUCUAUACUUACACAAAUAUCUGAAUAAACAAUGUGAAUUAUGGAAAUUUAGAAA
This is a messenger RNA of Liolophura sinensis, 735 nucleotides long. Its product is annotated as BPTI/Kunitz domain-containing protein 4-like. Gene Ontology annotation, molecular function: serine-type endopeptidase inhibitor activity. The coding region runs from base 117 to 530 and encodes 137 amino acids. The record is from RefSeq and is a predicted model, not a curated record. The transcript has 5 exons. Lineage: Eukaryota; Metazoa; Mollusca; Polyplacophora; Chitonida; Chitonidae.